Chironomus riparius is the source of this 1846-nucleotide messenger RNA. NCBI's taxonomy places the organism in Eukaryota, Metazoa, Arthropoda, Insecta, Diptera, Chironomidae. The record is from the annotation of a GenBank genome assembly.
AAAUAUUCUCUUUUCUUGUAUUUAAGAAUAAUUUCGAAGCUUUUCUAGCUGCUGCACUUGAUUGAUGGUCAGUUUACUUUUACCUGUUAAAUCGAUAAGAUCAUUAAAUAUUUUUUUAAGCGGUUAGUUUCUUUAAAUGUUAAAGAUGAAUUAAAAAAUUAUGUGGUUUAGUUUUAAAAGUUUAAAAUAGAAAAUAAUUACAAAAUUUUGAAUUUUAAAUUUAAAAAUUCAAUUUUAAAAAAAAUUAAGACUAGAAACUAUAAAAAUGCCUUCAAACGAUGCAAAAGUGAACGAAAAAAAAUAUAAAUAUGAAAUUUUGUGGUUUAUGGUUUCUAUGGGAACUCUAAUUUCCAUUGAAUCUAUUCUUGGGAUUUAUUAUAUAUCUGUUGGAAAAGUGUUAACAAAAACUUUAUUUUUUUCACUUGCAACCUUCUUAAUUGGAGGCAUUGGGGCUGGACCAGGAGCUCAUCGCUUCUUUAGCCAUCAUGCUUACAAGGCUACUCGACAGUUCAAAAUUUUCUUAAUUUUUGCACAGCAAAUAUCUGGAAUGAAAUCCGUAAUUUCUUGGUGUCAAAUACAUCGAGUACAUCAUAAAUUCUCAGACACAGAAGCUGAUCCAACAAACAUCAAACGUGGACUAUUCUUUUCAUUUUUUGGAUGGCUGUUUAUUGCUCCAACACCACAGUACAUCUAUGAAUCUAAUCGGAUAGAUUUGGAUGAUUUAUUCAGUGAUUCUGAUGUUGCUUUUCAGUACAAGCACUACUCAAAACUCUACAUCGCCAUCACCAUGCUUCUCCCAACAAUCAUCCCAACUCUCAUCUGGAAUGAGUCAAUUUACGUUGCAUUCAGUAUGAAUAUGUUGAAAAUGUCUUUAAACUUCCUCCAAUUAUUAGUUGGGAAUGGAUUUGUUCAUUGGGAUGGACCGAAGCCAUACGAUGCAACAUCCACAGCAACUGAUAAUGUCCUGUACAAUUUUAUCACGCUAGGCGAGGGGUUUCAUAAUUAUCAUCAUACGUUUCCAUUUGACUAUCGAAAUAACGAAUUUUCAUCCUUGUGGUACGUCAAUUCCCUCUCGACAUUCUUCAUAGAUCUAUGCGGAUUAUUUGGACUGGUUUAUGACAAGAAAAUUGCAACGCCUGAGAUGAUUAGACGUAGAGUGUUAAAAACUGGUGAUGGAAGUCAUUGGAUAGCAAAGAGAAAAGCAUUGAAAACUAACGAAAAUGAUUAUAGCGAUGAAAAUGUGGUGAGAAGUGUGAAUGGAUCGCUGAAAUUAGAAAGCAUAGCAGAAGUGAUGAAAGAUGUUAAAAUUUUGCAGGAAAAGCUAGUUUGCUCCUGAUUUAAUUUUUUUCGUAAUAAUGUGUGAACUAAAACUGAAUAAAAAUUCGGUUAGAAUGAAAUUUGACACAAGUUAUUGUUUUUCAGAAAUUUGGGGGAGCAGGGCUUAUUACCAGCAUUUAGGAUUUGAGAAUAUGCAGUCAAAUCUGCUUGUCAAUCUUCUGUGGGCGUGACGUGAUACAUCUCAAGUCAGUUUAGACAAUAUUCAAUUAAAAGGUAAUCUUCAAACUCACGUUUCUAUUGCUCUCUAUCUCGAAGUAUCUAAACUGAAAAGAACAAAUUUGCAAAUUGCUGGAUCCGAACCGACGACCUUUCAGUUAUCGUACCAAAUUUUCUUUGGGGCUUAAGGUUGUGUAGACAAAUCUGCCAUUGCUAGAGUAAGGGAUCUUGAGAAUCGAGUGGCUUGGCAACUCGUAUUCAAGAUCUAUUUGGAAGACCUAGGUUCGAUUCUCAUUCAAGUUGAGACAUUCAUUCUCCAGAAAGAAUGUUAUCGAUAUUAUUAGGAUACGAA